This is a messenger RNA of Aspergillus tanneri, 471 nucleotides long. RefSeq lists its product as uncharacterized. The transcript is spliced from 2 exons. NCBI's taxonomy places the organism in Eukaryota, Fungi, Ascomycota, Eurotiomycetes, Eurotiales, Aspergillaceae. Bases 1 to 471 code for a protein of 156 amino acids. The record is from RefSeq and is a predicted model, not a curated record.
AUGGUCGGCGUUAUAAUUGUCAUCUCUGAUGAUGACGACAGCGAUGCGGAAGGAGACGCACUCCAGUCUGUAGAUCGGAACUACAUUGCGGAGAUCGCUCUGGCAACCCUGAAUCCCGCCAACCCUAAUGUCCGGGACUCCCAGAUAGAUAUAUCAGAGGAAGAGGCAGAACCGGGAUUCUGUUACGCUCGGGACGUCCCCAAAACGAAGAGAGUUGAUCGUCGCGACUUCAGUAGAGAUAAGGCCUGGGACCGUGCCAUCAACCGAUACAGGAAUAUGGUACAUCAAGCCGGCACCAAUUCUAGCAAGCAUCAUGAUGGUGCAGCUGACAACUCGAGAUCUCUUUACUCUGUACAGCAGCCCUUGGAUCCUGCUCCCUACCGAGCCCUUGGCUUUCGUAAUGGACAAAAAGGAGACAUAUCUCAUGAGGAAUUCAACCACUCUUUGAUGAACAAAUACGAGAUACUGUAG